This is a messenger RNA of Loa loa (African eye worm), 1584 nucleotides long. RefSeq lists its product as hypothetical. The transcript has 10 exons. Gene Ontology annotation, cellular component: spindle. Gene Ontology annotation, biological process: establishment of mitotic spindle orientation; signal transduction; regulation of establishment of bipolar cell polarity. Bases 1 to 1584 code for a protein of 527 amino acids. NCBI's taxonomy places the organism in Eukaryota, Metazoa, Nematoda, Chromadorea, Rhabditida, Onchocercidae. The record is from RefSeq and is a predicted model, not a curated record.
AUGAAAGUAUGUACUGUUGAAGAUUAUCUUCCAGUUAUUCUUGUUGAUCAGACGCAGUUUUGCAUCGGGAAGGAUGAGAUGUACUGGGCGAUAAAACUCUCAUUAGCCUGGGAUGAAAUGUCGACUUUGCAGGAAACAAACAAUUCAAGCUCGUCAAAUUCUUAUUUUCGUAGUAGAUUUAUCGAUGCUGCAAUAGAAAUGCAUACAGUUCUUGGAGUGAAAGACAUCGGAAGAGUUCAUUACCAGCCGAUCGUGGACGAAACAAAUUCGGUUUCUUUUAUUGUCACAGUUCGUUUUUUAAACGGAUCACAAACCGCUCAGGGUCUGACAACAAGAUGGUUGCCUUUGAACAAAAUAGUUCGCAAACGAGGAGCUUGUCAGGCGAUGGAUAUGUUGUGGGCAGAAAUUUUUAGGAUUAUCAAUUUUUUCGAGUCUUCACAUGUGAGGCUGCAAAGAGGAUUAAAGAAUCCACACAUUACAAAAGAAGAGUGGGAUUUGUUACGAUCCGUGGAUAUUAACGUAUCAAACCCUCCAACACCAGUGCAAUUCAGUUUUCACACUGCCCUUGUUAGUGCAAUAUCUCGUUUACUUAAUGAUCUCGGAAUUGAUAUUGAUCUCAUACCAAAUCAACGUAUCUAUCGUUUACAAGUUUUUCAAUUACAAUUCGACGUUUCCUUCAUAAUUCUAUUACCAAAAACUGAAGACGUCUGUACUGUGCCAAGUUAUUCUUCAUUAAAAUCGUCACCUAUACAGAAAGGUUGCUUCACACUUCCACUCCAAGUUUUCGAAGCGAUUCAUUUGUGUACGUACAAUCCGGACUUCAUCGGUAACUAUUGUCGGCUCUCACUUUUUAUCGAACAUUUCUCAACGUACAUACAACACGAACAGAGAAACAGCCUACUGGAAAAAGAUGUCGACGUUUACGCUGAUGUACUUCUAAAACUGGACGAGUUCCAACGCAGAUUAGAAAACGUUUGGAAAUCAGUGAGAUGGAUUGGUGAUGUCGCUUCUACUGCACGAAACAAACAAGCCACAGGUGUCGUACCACUGAGACGUUUGCUUACAAUCGGCAACGAAAUAAAUGACCGAGGUAGUCAAAAUGAGCAAGGAAGAAGCGAUCCAACGGAUUCAACAAGUCCAUUAUAUCUUGACCUCUGUAAUAUGUGGCCACAAAGCGUCAUCUCACUAACCAAAUCGAUAACUGAACCUUGGCUCGACAAAUGUUUACAACCAAGAAAAACUCCAACUACUGGAGUGAUUAAAGUUUACGCCGCUUACCAGUGCGGCCUUACUUGUGGUACUUCGGUUCGCCUUCAGAUAGCAUCAACAACCACUGCUAGUGAGAUUGUUGCUGUGGUCACUGAACAGUUAACUAAAGCGGCUGCAGAAGCUGGAAAAGCGAUCGAAUCUAAGGACCCAGAAGAUUUUUGUUUGGCAGUAGUUGUUGGUUCCAGAGAACGUAGACUGCGAGACGAUUUCCCACCCAUGAAAUUGCAGAAUCCCUGGGAUGACGGUCGUCUAUUUGUGAAGCGUCGUGACAGCGUCUUGGCAGCUUUGCAAAACGGUAAUGAAGCAGCUGUUUGA